AUGCUCCAAAGUUCUCCACUCAAAACUAUACUGCUUCCAUCCCAGAAGACAUUCCCGUGGGCACUUCUUUCAUGCAGCAUCGAACUCAACAUAUUCGCUCGAGAUCGUGGAAAGCCUCCGCUCACUUCAUCUUCUCUGAUCACCAUUGCCCUUACUGAUGUCAACGAUAACGCUCCAAAGUUUGACCAAACAUCUUAUGAUUUGUACAUCGCAGAAAAUUCCCCGGUUGGAAGCACUGUUGGUGGCUUAUUUCCUCCAGGCACCAUAAUGGCCACUGAUCCUGACGAGGGAGAGAAUGCAAAGAUACAGUUUCGAAUAUUCGGAGGAGCCGAUGCUAAGCUUUUCGACUUGGAAGUCGAUGAGAAUCAGCCUGGAGUUUUCCGAAUCUUUGGAGGAGCCGAUGCCAAGCUUUUCGACUUGGAAGUCGAUGAGAACCAGCCUGGGGUGGUGCGGAUUCUCACUCGAGCGGAGUUCGACUAUGAAGCAAAGAAUAACAAAUUUUACUUGGAAGUGCAAGCCACUAGUGGUCAACUGAGCUCCACCGUAAUUCUGCGAGUGCACGUCUCCGAUGUAAACGAUAAUCGGCCGGUACUCAACGAUUUCAUUGUGCUCAUCAAUAGAUUCGAAUCAGAAAAUUCUAUAACACAUGUUGGAACCGUUCCAGCUUUUGAUCCCGACCAAAACGCGACCUUGGAAUUUUUCAUGGAAGAUAAUCAGCUUCUAACAGUGGAAAAAUUCACUGGAAAGCUGGUUUUGAAGAGUCAGUGGAAGAGAAACAUUGAUACAAAUUUCAAAACUUGUGUUUCUGAUGGUCCCAACCGAGUUUGUGCCAGUUGUCGCUUUAUUCACGUCCAUCUGACCCAAGAUUUGCUCCGAGAAGCUGCAACAAUAUUUUUGCCGAAAAUGUCACUCGAUGACUUCUGGGAUCCACCGGUUUUCAAUAGAUUCAGACAAUCACUGGCAGCACUGGAUACUUGGGACGAACAGAAUAUCUUCAUCGUAGGAGCACAACACGCUGCUGAAGGAGUAGAAGUCAAUCUGGUUGUGAUGGAUAGAGGAAGACUUGUAAAGUGGGUAAAAAGUUUCUAAAA
Molecule: messenger RNA, 1091 nt
Organism: Cylicostephanus goldi
Lineage: Eukaryota; Metazoa; Nematoda; Chromadorea; Rhabditida; Strongylidae
Source: the annotation of a GenBank genome assembly